AUGAGGUGGUCCAUAAUUGCGGCUCAAUUGCCCGGAAGAACAGACAACGACAUCAAGAACUACUGGAACACCAAGCUCAAGAAAAAAUUGCUUGGCCGACGCCGGCACUCCACUGCCCUCAACCCCCUAUCAAAAUUAAACGGGCCGGAAGUAGAACACAACUCAGCCGCACAAGUCUUGACCAACUCAGCGCUAGAAAGGUUUCACCUCCACAUUCUUCUCCAAAAUCCUAAAACCCCGCUCUCCUUCUACCCCAACCCUUCGCUCCAAUGCCCCGAUCAAAGCACCAACCAUUUCAUAAAUAGUAUUGUCUCCCCCAGUCCAACAGAAAUGGACAAAUAUCAGAAUCAUCUAUGGGGUUCAGGUGGAGCAACUGCAGAAAUAACCAGUAAUAUUGAUACACCUCAGCAGGACGCAAAUUUGAUGGCUGGAUUUGAUUGGUUGUUUAAUGAUCAGUUGGAAUCAAAAUCACCCAGCUGGGAUUAUGAUUCUGCCUUUCAGUCUGAGGGGAUGUAUGGGCAAGAUUGUAAUUAUGGGUUAGGCUACAAUAAUCUGUAA
Thlaspi arvense is the source of this 558-nucleotide messenger RNA. The record is from the annotation of a GenBank genome assembly. NCBI's taxonomy places the organism in Eukaryota, Viridiplantae, Streptophyta, Magnoliopsida, Brassicales, Brassicaceae.